GAGAGCAUAUAGGAAUAGUAUAUAGGAAUUGGCUUUGCUAGGCUUUUGGCCUUUUGUGCUUUUGUCCAACCUCGCUUAGUCUCUUAAGAAAGCAACAGGGACAAAAGAAAGUAGUGACUGUAGAUAUGCUACUUCUUAUAAGACCUGGAAGAACCACUCAAAAACCCCACCUCCUUUCCCUUUCUUUGCUUCUCUCUCUAACUCUCUCUCUCUCUCUCUCUCUCUCUCUCUCUCUCUCUCUCUCUCUCCCUCUCUCUCGCUUGACAUAUUACAUUUAAUUCUUCGGAGCAUAACCAGAACAUGGACAAUCAACGAAGUUCUCUUCUAACCUGGGCUUACUGCUGCCAAGGAAAGUCGGUGGAUGAGUUGAGGCAAACCCUUUUGUACACAACAUUAGAGCUUGAACAGACAAAAAUUGCAGCUCAGGAGGAGCUAAGAAAGAGAAACGAUCAAGUAAUUCAGCUCGAAGAUCUACUCAACAAGGCCAUCCGAGAAAGAGAUGAAGCUCAUGAGAAAUGCCAAAGACUCCAGAUUGAGAAACUCCUACUUCAACAGCAACAACAACAGCAACAGCAACAACAAACAGCUCCUCUUUCUGGAAUUUCAAGCAUUGAAGAUGAACCCAGAAGGGGAAUUGACUCCAAUAAUGGCUUUUCUUCUUCUGAUUGUGAAGAAAGCAUUGUUUCAUCACCAGUUAUAGACCCAAUUCAACCACCAGUUCAAUUGCCACAGCAGUCUGCAGCACCAUCAUCAUCAUCCAUGCCACAGGGAACAUUAGAGCUGCUUUCUGAAAAGCCAUUGCCUGAAAAGGGAAAACUUUUGCAGGCAGUCAUGAAAGCUGGUCCACUCCUUCAGACCCUUCUUCUUGCUGGACCACUUCCUCAAUGGAGACACCCACCACCACCUCUGGAGUCCUUUGAGAUCCCACCUGUGACCAUUCCUUCACCACCACCGCCACCACCACCACCACCAUCAUCAUCUUCACAAAUCCACCAAGAUUCCUUGAUUAACAUCACUAAUUGCAACAUAACCAACUGUGGAAGAAUGAAUAGGAAAAGGGUUCUUUAUGAAGGCUCUGAUUCUCCAAUAGAGACCAAGUACCAAAGGGUUGUACUCCACUGACUAUUACAGAGUAAUCCCUUUAAAUUUUAUAGGUUUAUAUUAUAAUUAUAUACGACUAAAAAGAGGUUAGUGAGGAUGGAAAAAUUUGCAAGUUGUGGUUAUGUGACUGAUCUAGCAUUUUGUACAGAGGCUUGUUUUCGAUUAAAGAAGCUUAUCCAAAGUUUUUAACUCAGUGGGAGAGAAGUGAAAAUGAGAGGGAGCUUGUUUUAGGCUUCUCUGCUCAGCAUUUUGUGUGGGGUUUAUCUCUUUUUUUUUUUUUUUUUUUUCCCUUUCACAUUUUAGUUUUGCUCCAUGAUGUGAAAGGGUUGUAGGGUAGGCUUGGUUUUUUGCCAAAAUUGUUGUGGGAUGUAAAAUGUAACUCUGAAUCUAGUUCAGUAAGAGUUUUUGUGUGUGUGUGUGUGUGUGUAUGUGUGUGUGUGAGUAUGAUGUUGAAAGAGAGAGACAGAUAGAUAGAAAGAUUGAUCACCCAAAAAAAAAAAAAAAAAAACAAA
This is a messenger RNA of Ziziphus jujuba (common jujube), 1613 nucleotides long. RefSeq lists its product as uncharacterized. Lineage: Eukaryota; Viridiplantae; Streptophyta; Magnoliopsida; Rosales; Rhamnaceae. The coding region runs from base 301 to 1122 and encodes 273 amino acids. The transcript is spliced from 2 exons. The record is from RefSeq and is a predicted model, not a curated record.